Cryphonectria parasitica EP155 is the source of this 2646-nucleotide messenger RNA. RefSeq lists its product as uncharacterized. Lineage: Eukaryota; Fungi; Ascomycota; Sordariomycetes; Diaporthales; Cryphonectriaceae. The transcript has 4 exons. Bases 1 to 2589 code for a protein of 862 amino acids. Gene Ontology annotation, cellular component: nucleus; nuclear cap binding complex. Gene Ontology annotation, molecular function: RNA cap binding; mRNA binding. The record is from RefSeq and is a predicted model, not a curated record. Gene Ontology annotation, biological process: mRNA export from nucleus; nuclear-transcribed mRNA catabolic process, nonsense-mediated decay.
AUGGCAGAUCAUGAACGUAGACAGGGCGGAGGAGGAGGGCACAACCCCAGGAAGCGACGAUACAGAGAUGACGAAGACCACUACAACCCCCAGCGCGAACACCGUGGGCCCCAUCGCCGCCGCAAUGAGCCCCCAGCGCCCGUCCGUCUGCGCAAGCAGCUCGUCGACAUUGCCGACAGCCCCCUUCGAAAUACCACCGAGGACAUCCGCAGCAUCGCGAACUUGCUGGCUGAAAAUUACGACGACUUACGCCUCCGCGAGACGUUUGUGGACCUCGCCUUGCAGCUUGUUGUGGAGCAGCCGCUCAAGACGCCCUUCGUUGCUGCUGUCGUGCUGGUGCUGAACACGCUCGCCCACACCCCCGCCGCCGUGGCAGCCUCGCAAAAUGGCGGUGAUGAUGCUGCUGCUGGUGGUGGUGGGGACGCAAAGAUGGAGGACGCAGGGGAGCAGGCCAAGGAGCCAGUGUCCACCAGCGGUGUGGUGGACGAUCUUCUGGCGAAAGCUACGGGUCAGCUUGCAGAGAAGAUCAAGACGGGCGAGUGGAGGACUGUCAAGCUUUACCUGAAGCUGCUGGCAUGCCUGCAGAGCUGUCUGGACGGUGAGGGCGUGUUCCCUAUCCUGGAUGCGCUUUUUGACCGUGCCGUCGAGCUGCAGACUGCCAGCUCCGAGGACACGAUCGGCACCGAGCUGGUCAAGAUCAUCCUCCUCACCAUACCAUACGCCAUCGCCGCAGCGCCUGACAAGUCUGAGAAGAGUGCGGUCGAUCUCCUCGACAAGACAGACGUGAUUGCUUCCGAGCCUCAUGCCCUCCAGACACUGAUCGACCCAUUCUUCCCGGAAGGGGAUGAGAAAAGCCCUGUCGUCGACUUCAGCUUCAUUGGUCUGCUGCAGAAGCAGCUUCAGUCUGAGGCUAAUAGCGGCUGGAAGCUGGCCUGCCUGCCGAGGCCGUGGAAGAUGCCCUUGGAAGAUGUGGAGCAGCAAGAAAAACUGGACAACUGUCCAAAGCACGCGCUGCCCGCCAUCGACUUUCCAGAGGUACUCAUCGCUGGCUCACGGCCCCUCUUCCCCGAGAUCUACCUGUCUGUCUAUCUCAACCAGGACAUUGCGUCUGUCCCUCCCGUCACGGACAUCACUUCAUGCCUGGUACGCGACACUCUGUUGGACACGAUCAACAUCCUGCACUUCAACCGAUCUAUUACGGCCAGACGCUUGAUUGACAUUGACAACUACUUCGCCGAUGGUACCUUUGUCAGCCGCGCGACGCCCUUUGACCAGCUUCGCGAUGUACCUGCCGGCCGAUCCACGUGGAAGCCUGAAGACGUUGCUGUUGAUGCCGUCUUCUCUCAGCUUUUCAUGCUUCCCAACCCCGAGCACAAGCUCGUCUACUAUCACUCGGUGCUGACCGAGGCAUGCCGGAUCGCCCCUGCUGCCAUUGCCCCCAGUCUCGGCCGCGCAAUAAGAUUUCUCUACCGAAGCACAGGCAUGCUCGACUUGGAGUUGAACAAUCGGUUCAUCGAUUGGUUCUCGCAUCACCUGAGCAACUUUGGCUUCACGUGGAAGUGGGCCGAGUGGAGCGGAGACGUCUCUCUCCCGGACCUGCACCCUUACAAGGCCUUCAUCGUGGGCUCGAUUGACAAGGAGAUCCGCUUGAGCUUUGCUAACCGUAUCAGGAAGACCUUGCCUGAUGGGUACCAGCCUUUGGUCCCUCCUGAGAAGGAUCAAGAGGAGCCCCCUUUCAAAUUUGAGCAAGACUCCGUGCCCUUUGCUCAAGAAGGCCGUGAGUUGGCAACGCUUCUGAAGCGAAAGACCCCGGAUGAGGAGAAGAAGAAGGUAGUUGACGACGAGAUCCGGACCGUCAUUGAGAAGAUCCACUCCCAGGCGAUCGACCAGGGCUUGGACCCCCUCGUGACCAGCACCGACGUUUUCACCACAGCCGUGCUUUAUGUUGGCUCCAAGUCCCUGUCUCACGUUCUGGCCGCGAUUGAGCGCACGAAGGAGCGCCUGCUCGAUGCGGGUGCCACCUCGGAACCAGCUCGUGCCCAGAUCAUCACGGCAGUGAUGGAUUUCUGGAGCGCACACCCAGGCGUGGCUAAGCAGAUCAUCGAGAAACUCCUCAACUACGGCAUCGUUAACCCUGUGGCUGUGGUUCAGUGGGCACUUUCUGGGUACGCUGGCCGCACAAAGGGCGAGGCUCUUGCCCGUAACUACAUCUACGAGACGGUCUUCAGCACUGUUGCUAAGGUGACGGGUCGCGUGAGGCAGGUCAUGCUGUCGGGUGCCGCUCCUGUGGCCGGCGAUGUGGAUAUGUCUUCCGGUGAGACCCAAGAGCAGGAGAUCAAGAGCAUGCGAAACCUCUUCCGCAUCCUGGAGGAUUUGCUUGUAGCAUGGGCGACUGGUUCCAAGGAUGAGCUGAUGGAGGACGGAAGCCUGAACGGACCUGCCCGUGAUCUGCGAGACAAGUUUGUCAGGAGAUGGGGCGAUCGCUGGUUGCGUGUUGUGAGGCGCCGUUCCGCGAUCGAGGAGUCCUUCUUGCUAGAAGCAGCAAAGGUUGCCAGCGAUGGUAGCGCGAAUGGUGCUACUGCUGCGUAAAAGGUUUCACUCGCGGAAAUUGCAUCCUGGCUGCGAUCAAUUCAAGUACAGAUGGAC